Messenger RNA from Lineus longissimus, 10278 nucleotides. RefSeq lists its product as uncharacterized. Lineage: Eukaryota; Metazoa; Nemertea; Pilidiophora; Heteronemertea; Lineidae. The coding region runs from base 103 to 10278 and encodes 3391 amino acids. The transcript has 41 exons. The record is from RefSeq and is a predicted model, not a curated record. Gene Ontology annotation, molecular function: calcium ion binding.
GUUUCAUCACUCGGGCUUGGGAGAGGCAAGCUGAGAGCAGCACCGCAUCGUUUAGAGGAAAAGAACUGCUAAAGGAAGAGGACUGUGAGAUUCUGACGUAAGAUGUGGGCCCCAUUCGCCCUUCUGCUGCUGCUUGUGGCUGCGAGGACUGACGGCGCAUAUUAUUCAUCUCGAUAUACAUAUACAUCUAGAUCAGUUAACUACCAACAAUUCGCUGGGGUAAUUGGCUUUACGUAUCGCCAUGGCGACUGUCCCGGAAAUGACAUUAGCGCGAUGACCUACAUGAAUCUGCAGAGCUGCGGUAACCGUUGUAAGACAACCAGUGGCUGCGUGGCUUUCCUGUGGAAUGAAGACAAUCACUGCUAUGUUAAGAGAAAAAGCUGCCCACGCAUAGACACGAGAAACUCGAAGGAUCAUUUCUUUGAUAAAAUGUCUUCUGCUUCGCCGCCCCAAACCCCAGCGACUGAUAUCAUGAUCCUUGUCGAGUCGUCUAGGCUCAUGGGCGCCACCAACUUCGCCAAGGCCAAAACGUAUGUGGUGAGCUUCAUCAACGCCCUCAACGUUGGUACAAGCAACGACCGGGUCAUCAUGGCGUCAUUUGCAAAAUCGCUGUACACCCGUAACGUGCCCGAUUCGAUUAUGAGGAAGGACAUCGUAGCAGAUCAGGUUCAAUAUUUGACAAACUAUGGGGGAAGUGAGCUGUCCAUCAAAUACAUCCUUCGGAGCAGCCAAAGCUACUUGUACUCACAGAUCCAUCGCGGUAGCACCCCUGCCGAUCUGGUCAUCGUCGGCUCAGGCAAAAAGGGAGGCUCAGACAAGGACUCUGAGAUUACGGAGCAGAUCAACUGGUGGUGGGCUAGGGGUGUCAAGGUGUACUACGUCAGCGCUGGCACAAUUGAUAGAGCGGCAAUUGGAAAGUUUGUCUUGUCUCAGAAUAUCUUCGAGAUGUGGAGGACUUCUGUUAACACUAUUGUAAGCAGUAUAAGAAAAGAUGUCGCAUGCGGAGCAAAUAAAAUCAGCCAAUCCGGAAGAUGUAUCACAUUCAAUCCUUGCGCACUUCAAGUUUGCGCUGCAAACGCCAGAUGUGUCACCUCGGGUUUAGGAUUCACCUGUAGGUGUGACACGGGAUUGAUUUAUGUGCAAGACUAUGGCUGUCAAGCUAAGAAAUAUCUGGACCUUGCCUUCAUCGUCGACGUAUCCAGUGGCGUCUCCACCUCGAGCAUGCAGAAGACGAAAGACUUCAUGAAGGGACUUCUCAACGGCUUCUACGUCACGUCCACCUACGUUAGAGUCAGCAUUGUCUUCUAUAAUAACGAGGUCCCUCUUAUUUUUUACUUCAACCAAGGUUACAACCGGGCCAAUAUUUACAACGUCAUUGACAGGAUGGCAUCCUACAGGGGCGGCAACAGCGAUGCACUCACCUAUGUCCUUAAAAACAUCCAGAGCAUCGUUUUCAACCCAAGCCGAGGGUCAAGGUCAAGUGUACCCCACGUGGCUUAUUUGUUUACAUCCGGAAGCAUUAGCAGUGCCCACCUUAUCCAGGUCAAGCUCGAGCUUUCCAACCUGUACAAGCUUGGCAUCACCAUGCCAAUCCUGACGACUGGUAGCACCAGGAUCAGUACAGAAGUCUCCCGUGUCUUCUCCGUGUUUUUCUCCGUCAUCGACCUUUACCGCGUCACAAACAUCAACACUGUCAUCACCCGGUACAUCACAAAUACAGUCCAGGGUAUUUCUUGCCAGAAAGGAACAGCUCCGGACAGCAAAGGAGUGUGCCAGGAUGUCAAUGAGUGUACCAAGUUCCAAGGUAUCUGUGGUGACAGUUCAACAUGCACGAACACACAUAAGUCCUACUCGUGUAGCUGCCCAGGAUCAGGAAGGAGUUACGUACAGGGACAAGGAUGCCUUGUAAGAACUGUAAUGGAUCUCGUCAUCGCCCUCGACAACUCCAACAAGGUCUCGGCAGCCGACUUCAACGCCAACAAACUGGCAGCUAUCGACCUCGUCAAGAAUCUGGACAUCAGUGCCAGUUACGUGAAGGUGUACGUCGCAGCGUUUGGUCACUACUUCUACGUUUAUUGGAAACUGGCAUUAACCCAAAGUAGAGACCAUGCUAUUGCUGCUAUCACCGCCAUACCCUACAAAGGAACAGCCAUGAACUUUUACUCUGCGCUGUAUAACAUUCAAGAGUCAGCUUUUCAAGGCGCCAGAAGCAACGCAAAUCAAGUUGUUCUCUUCAUCGGUUCAGGACAAGUCGGGUCCAACUACGAAUCAUACAUAAUCCAGGUGGGGCGUCAAUUGAUAGGACGAGGUGUCAACAUGAUCAUGGUGGCAGGCAGCACGCCCAGUCCGGUCAUUUCGAAGAUAAUGAUGGCGGAGAACAUCAUGAAACGAACGACUUCGACGGGUAUUGUCACGACAAUUCUUACGAAGGUCUUAAACAGUGUUUCCUGUUCCCGGGGUCAGUACAGAGUCGGGUCGACGUGCAAGUCCUUCAAUAUCUGCUCUCUACGUGGUGUCUGUGGCGGAAAUGCAGUCUGCCAGACAACAUCCGCCAGUACUUUCACGUGCAAAUGUAGCACAAACUUCAGAUAUGGCGGAGCUGAAGUCGGAUGUCAAGCCUCGACUCCGAUGGACAUUGUCUUCCUGGUCGACGUCUCAGAUAGCAUGGGACGAACCAACCUCGAGAAGGCGAAGGAGUUUCUAAGAGACUUCCUAAAGUCUUCUUACAUCAACAGCGACUUCAUCAGAGUGGUCAUCUUGGGAUAUUCGAGGAGUUACGUGACACCCUUCCAACUCUUCACUUCACACCAAUCCAGUUCGAACGCCGUCAAUGCCGUCAAUUCCAUCAGCAUCGUCCCGGGUUCGCCAGGAAACCUGCUAUAUGGUCUCCAACAGGCCCUUGCGCAGUUUACGCCUCAGAAGGGUGCGAGGUCCUCCGCUCCAAAGUCACUCUACCUCAUAUCGAGUGGUGUCAUAGACGUUAACACCAUGCCACAGAUUAGGAUUGAACUCACGAAGCUUCGCGAGAUCGGCGUCAGCGUCCCUGUGACGACUGUAGGUACAAGCAUCAACAUCAACAUCAUGAGAGAAAUAGCCUACCCAUUUCAAUUAGUGGACAUCACCAAGACCACGAUCACACAGAUUAGCAGCAUUGUCAUCAAUAUUGUUACCACUGCUGUCAGUAAUGCCAAGUGCGACCUUGGCUACUACUUCAAUGGAAGAGUGUGCACUGAUGUGAAUGAGUGCACACAAAACUCGUGUGGACAGGGAGUCAUCUGCACCAACACUAUUGGCAGCUUUAGAUGUUCGUGUUCCGGGGGACGAGAACCGACGAAGGAACAUGGCUGCAGAGCUGGAGAACGACUCGAUGUUGUCUUCCUCAUCGAUGCCUCCGAUGACAUGGGAACCGCCAAUUUAGGCAAAGUCAAACAAUUUCUCAUCGGUUUCGUGGAGAACAGCGUCAUUAGCAACUCUUACACAAAGAUUGCUCUAAUGACCUACACGAGUCGUGGGCUGAAAAGCUAUCAGUCCCUUACAUCCGUGCAAACCGAGUCCAUGACCAAAACUGCAAUAAACCGUUUAACCUACGUGCGAGGAAAGGUCCAAAACUUCCCGCAGCUCCUGAAUAUAGCCAAACAGCUAUUCACCAAACCUGGAAAUGGAGCCAGACCUGGAGUGCCAAAGGUCCUUUAUCUCAUCUCAAGCGGAAUGUUUGAUACUGCCUAUCUACCACAGAUAAAGAUUGAGUUGGCUGGCCUCCGUGAUAUUGGAAUCAACAUCCCCAUCACUACAGUCGGCACGCACGUCAACAUCAACAUCAUGAACCAGCUAGCCUACCCCAACACUGUGACUGACAUCACGCGGAUCACAACCACACAGAUCACCAACAUCGUCACCAACAUCAUCACGACUGUUAGCAACAACGCCAAAUGUCCAAAGGGACAUUAUUCCAAAGGAGGAAAGUGUGUCGAUAUUGAUGAAUGUAUUAUGAGACCAUGUCCCCCAGUUGCCAAAUGUACGAACAUGAUCGGGAGUUACAAAUGCUCAUGCGCAGAAGGUUUCAAGCUUACCACUGGCGGAUGCAUAGAUAUCAACGAGUGUCUGACGAAUCCGUGCAAACAGGGGGCAACGUGUGAGAACACUGACGGGUCACACAAGUGCAACUGCCAGCCAGGCCGUCGGUACAACCAUUUGAAGGGAUGUGUAGAUAUUGAUGAAUGCCUGACGAAUCCGUGCAAACGGGGGGCAACGUGUGAGAACACUGACGGGUCACACAAGUGCAACUGCCAGCCAGGCUUUCGGUACAACCAUUUGAAGGGAUGUGUAGAUAUUGAUGAAUGUCUGACGAAUCCAUGUAAACAGGGGGCAACGUGUGAGAACACUGACGGGUCACACAAGUGCAACUGCCAGCCAGGCCGUCGGUACAACCAUUUGAAGGGAUGUGUAGAUAUUGAUGAAUGUCUGACGAAUCCGUGCAAACGGGGGGCAACGUGUGAGAACACUGACGGGUCACACAAGUGCAACUGCCAGCCAGGCUUUCGGUACAACCAUUUGAAGGGAUGUGUAGAUAUUGAUGAAUGUCUGACAAAUCCAUGUAAACAGGGGGCAACGUGUGAGAACACUGACGGGUCACACAAGUGCAACUGCCAGCCAGGCCGUCGGUACAACCACUUGAAGGGAUGUGUAGAUAUUGAUGAAUGUCUGACGAAUCCGUGCAAACAGGGGGCAACGUGUGAGAACACUGACGGGUCACACAAGUGCAACUGCCAGCCAGGCUUUCGGUACAACCAUUUGAAGGGAUGUGUAGAUAUUGAUGAAUGUCUGACGAAUCCGUGCAAACAGGGGGCAACGUGUGAGAACACUGACGGGUCACACAAGUGCAACUGCCAGCCAGGCUUUCGGUACAACCAUUUGAAGGGAUGUGUAGAUAUUGAUGAAUGUCUGACGAAUCCGUGCAAACGGGGGGCAACGUGUGAGAACACUGACGGGUCACACAAGUGCAACUGCCAGCCAGGCUUUCGGUACAACCAUUUGAAGGGAUGUGUAGAUAUUGAUGAAUGUCUGACGAAUCCAUGUAAACAGGGGGCAACGUGUGAGAACACUGACGGGUCACACAAGUGCAACUGCCAGCCAGGCUUUCGGUACAACCAUUUGAAGGGAUGUGUAGAUAUUGAUGAAUGUCUGACGAAUCCAUGUAAACAGGGGGCAACGUGUGAGAACACUGACGGGUCACACAAGUGCAACUGCCAGCCAGGCCGUCGGUACAACCACUUGAAGGGAUGUGUAGAUAUUGAUGAAUGUCUGACGAAUCCGUGCAAACAGGGGGCAACGUGUGAGAACACUGACGGGUCACACAAGUGCAACUGCCAGCCAGGCUUUCGGUACAACCAUUUGAAGGGAUGUGUAGAUAUUGAUGAAUGUCUGACGAAUCCGUGCAAACAGGGGGCAACGUGUGAGAACACUGACGGGUCACACAAGUGCAACUGCCAGCCAGGCUUUCGGUACAACCAUUUGAAGGGAUGUGUAGAUAUUGAUGAAUGCCUGACGAAUCCGUGCAAACGGGGGGCAACGUGUGAGAACACUGACGGGUCACACAAGUGCAACUGCCAGCCAGGCUUUCGGUACAACCAUUUGAAGGGAUGUGUAGAUAUUGAUGAAUGUCUGACGAAUCCAUGUAAACAGGGGGCAACGUGUGAGAACACUGACGGGUCACACAAGUGCAACUGCCAGCCAGGCCGUCGGUACAACCACUUGAAGGGAUGUGUAGAUAUUGAUGAAUGUCUGACGAAUCCGUGCAAACAGGGGGCAACGUGUGAGAACACUGACGGGUCACACAAGUGCAACUGCCAGCCAGGCUUUCGGUACAACCAUUUGAAGGGAUGUGUAGAUAUUGAUGAAUGUCUGACGAAUCCGUGCAAACAGGGGGCAACGUGUGAGAACACUGACGGGUCACACAAGUGCAACUGCCAGCCAGGCUUUCGGUACAACCAUUUGAAGGGAUGUGUAGAUAUUGAUGAAUGUCUGACGAAUCCGUGCAAACGGGGGGCAACGUGUGAGAACACUGACGGGUCACACAAGUGCAACUGCCAGCCAGGCUUUCGGUACAACCAUUUGAAGGGAUGUGUAGAUAUUGAUGAAUGUCUGACGAAUCCAUGCAAACAGGGGGCAACGUGUGAGAACACUGACGGGUCACACAAGUGCAACUGCCAGCCAGGCCGUCGGUACAACCACUUGAAGGGAUGUGUAGAUAUUGAUGAAUGUCUGACGAAUCCGUGCAAACAGGGGGCAAUGUGUGAGAACACUGACGGGUCACACAAGUGCAACUGCCAGCCAGGCUUUCGGUACAACCAUUUGAAGGGAUGUGUAGAUAUUGAUGAAUGUCUGACGAAUCCGUGCAAACAGGGGGCAACGUGUGAGAACACUGACGGGUCACACAAGUGCAACUGCCAGCCAGGCUUUCGGUACAACCAUUUGAAGGGAUGUGUAGAUAUUGAUGAAUGUCUGACGAAUCCGUGCAAACGGGGGGCAACGUGUGAGAACACUGACGGGUCACACAAGUGCAACUGCCAGCCAGGCUUUCGGUACAACCAUUUGAAGGGAUGUGUAGAUAUUGAUGAAUGUCUGACGAAUCCAUGUAAACAGGGGGCAACGUGUGAGAACACUGACGGGUCACACAAGUGCAACUGCCAGCCAGGCCGUCGGUACAACCACUUGAAGGGAUGUGUAGAUAUUGAUGAAUGUCUGACGAAUCCGUGCAAACAGGGGGCAACGUGUGAGAACACUGACGGGUCACACAAGUGCAACUGCCAGCCAGGCUUUCGGUACAACCAUUUGAAGGGAUGUGUAGAUAUUGAUGAAUGUCUGACGAAUCCGUGCAAACAGGGGGCAACGUGUGAGAACACUGACGGGUCACACAAGUGCAACUGCCAGGAUGGUUUCACCUAUGAUGCAGUCAAAGGUUGCGUAGAUAUCGAUGAAUGCCUAGUGAAGACGACAUGUCCGGGCAAGUCUGUUUGUGUCAACAAACCCGGGUCCUUUGAAUGCAGUUGUGAGACUGGUUUUAGUUACGUUAGUACCAGUACCAUUGGGUGUCGAGCUGCGAAGAAACUUGAUGCUGUUUUCGUGGUCGAGGUUUCAACCAAUGUCAACGAGAUUCAACUGACGAGAUUCAAGGAAAUAAUCAGCGAAACAAUAGAACAGUUCCGCAUACACAAAGACUACGUCAGAGUGGGCAUCAUGACUUAUGCUGCCCGACCGAAAGGUGUCGUCUUCCUCAGUGAUUUCAAAUCACAGGGCGAAUUGGCAUUGGUUGUGAAGAGCCUGCAACUAGAUGACAGCACUCCCGAUGUGGUGAAUGCGCUGAUGUUCCUGAAGGACAAGAUGUUCAACAAGGUCUCGGGCGCUAGGGAUGGUGUAUCCAGGGAGGUGUUCUAUCUUACUAGUGGCAAGGUCCCCAAAACACAAAUUGACCAGGUUCAGAUAUUCAUACAACAAAUUCACGAGAUCAACAUUGGUAUCAAUACAAUAACCACAGGAAAAGACUUUAACCUUGAUUUCGUCCAAACUUUGAGCUUCCCAAGAACUGUCACCACCAUCUAUGAUAUCAAAAAUUUGGACAUCUUCCUUAACACAAUCAUCGUUAAUGUCGUGGGACAAACUUCGUGUAAGAGUGGUCACCAAUUCAAGGAUGGAAAAUGUGUAGAUAUUGAUGAGUGUCUAAACAAAUUUGCAUGCGGAGCCCACGCAACUUGUUCAAACAAACCUGGCACCUUCGUCUGCACGUGUCCGAAAGGAUACAGACACGACAUCAGUCGAGGUUGCAUCGCGGAGAAGUGCAUGGACGCGGUCUUCCUCGUUGACGGCUCAGAUAACAUGGGUAAAGUCGAGUACGCAAAAGCCAUGGAUUUCAUCCAAAACUUCGUCAAAGGUCUAGCCAUAGGACCAGAAGACGUCAGGGUAGCAAUUGCCGUAGCCUACGGAAACAGCCUAACGGGUCAGCUGAAACUCAACCAACACCAAAGCUACGAGGCUGUGAUGAGUGUGGUCUCGCAGCUGAAGUUCCCCGGCGGUGAACAGAACCUUGUCGGGGCUCUGGAUAAGCUUCACAAAGACAUCCUUGUGAAGGAGAACGGUGCAAGAGAGGACACACCCAGGAUUCUGUUCUUGUUGACGAACGGGAAGAUCGAGGCUGGUACGACGGAAAUAGCAGUUGAGAUCGAGCACCUCCGAACAGCCAACGUACGCACCUUCACCAUCAUGACCUCACCGAUAUUUUCGCAAACAGAAGUCAUCCAGAUACUCAGCUUCCCACUCGGAGCCAUUUCAAUGAAGGAUAUCGAACUCAGGAUGUUCAGCUUUACAACGACUGUAGUUGAAGGUUUGAGCUGUACAAAAGGAUAUCACCCUCAAGAUGGACAGUGCGUCGACGACAAUGAGUGCUUCAUGCCAAAGAUCUGUGCUGAUGAUUCCCAAUGUGAAAACCGGCCGGGAUCGUUUGUUUGUAAAUGCGACGAAGGUUACAUAUAUGAUAAACGAGGUUGUCUGGCUAAAAUGACGAUGGACCUGGCACUAGUUGUCGAAAACUCCGACAGGAUGACCACCAAAUCUUUUGAAGCUGCCAAAGUUUUGGUAAAAAGUAUGGUUAACGACUUCAGCAUAGACGCCGAGAAUGUCCACGUCGCCAUAGCAAACAUAUUCGGUACCAGUUUCAUGACCAACCUUCGCCUGAACUCGACCCAGAACUGGGCGCAGGUUGUGGCUGCAACUGAUUCCAUUGAGUUCAAGGGAACUCCAAACACAGAUCUGGCCCUUCAAUUGGAGAGGAGUUAUGAGUUACUUCUGGCUGAAGAAGUUGGCGGAAGGAAAGAUGUCAAGAGGUCGAUAGUGAUAGUGCUAGCCGAGUCCCUGACGGGAGAGCCAGCGGAACAGUUCCAAGCAACUCUGACCAAAAUCAGAAAGCUCGGCGUUAGAGUGUACAGUGUGGAGAUUAAUCAAAAUCCCUCUACGAAGCCUCAAAGUGACGCCGAGAUACCAGCAGGGAGCUUUGUCAUUACUGAUAUAAAGUUCGUGGAGAGAUAUGCCAUUUCUGUGGUCAAGAGCAUUGUUGGAGAUCGUAAAUGUAAACCCGGAUACCACAUGUUCCAAAGGAAAUGCCAGGACAUCAAUGAAUGCCAGUUCCUUGGUAUCUGCCGCGGAGAGGCCCAAUGUCAUAAUGCCAAGGCAAGCUAUGAAUGUACCUGUCACGAGGAAUUUGUAUAUGACCCAGUGGUUGGGUGUGUUAUUGAUGGCAAACUCGACCUCAUCUUCGCCAUCGACGGCUCAGACGCCAUGGGAGCUGCUAACUUUGACAAGGCCAAGAAGCUGAUGGCCCAUGUUGUCAGUCAUAUGAGACUCGGGCCAGAGAGUAUCAACUUUGUGAUCGUUGUUUACAACAAGGAAAACACGUUUUCUAUUGUUGAGGCUCAGCAAGGUUCAUCCAACGCCCUCUCCGCCCGAGCAGUCCAGAGGAUGAAGUAUCCUGGCGGCGCACCAGAUCUAUCCACCGUGCUGUAUGGUCUAAAAGAACACGUGUUCCUUGCCAAGUACGGCAUGAGGGUAGGCGUUGCCAAGGCCGUAUUGGUCCUCAGCAGCGGAAGCUUCACCGACAAGACCGAAGCAGCAGUGGCGGCGAUGGAAGUCCAACAAUCCGGUGUACUUGUUUACAGCGUGAUUUUCAAUGAGAAGAAGUACACCGAUUGUUCUGGAAUGUUCUAUGGUGGAUUCACGUUCAAGCUGACGACAUUUAGUAUUCAUACAUUCCUCAUUAGAGUGGUGGCAAACUCGCUGUGCAAAAAUGGCUUCAAGUCCGUGAAUGGCAAUUGUGUGGAUAUUGACGAGUGCCAACUGGAUGGCUUAUGCGAGGCGGGCUCCACUUGUGAGAAUAUCGCCGGGUCCUACGAGUGCACAUGUCCCUCCGGCUACAGCUAUGAAAAAGGCCAAGGGUGUUCCAAAUCGUCUUACGUUGGAAUUGGGGGCGGUACGGUUGUAACAACCUGUAAGAUGAACGGCAAGUCAUACCAGCUCGGUGCACAGUGGGUGGAAGACUGUGUGACGUAUGUCUGCGCGGGAGCUGCAGGACCAGUCAGCAUUGGAAUAAAGUGUCGCGGUUCUGACGGAAAAUGUUACGGAUUGGGCGUAGAUCACCCAUUCUAUGACACCAAGGCAAAGGAGGAUGUCAUCUGUUCUUGUGCCCAAUCACCUCAAGGCCUCAAGAGGAGUUGCCGCACCGCCAAGAAGUAG